This is a messenger RNA of Schistosoma intercalatum, 1806 nucleotides long. The record is from the annotation of a GenBank genome assembly. NCBI's taxonomy places the organism in Eukaryota, Metazoa, Platyhelminthes, Trematoda, Strigeidida, Schistosomatidae.
AUGCCUCGUCAAACAACAAGACUACCAAAGAAGAUAUCAUCUUCUAGGUCCACUUCAAUCGUGAAAAAAUCUGUUUCUUCUAACUCAUCUCCCACGUUUAAUACUUCAGACAUACUUCCCAAACCCAAUGAAGGUGAAUAUUAUGAAGAUGAUGAACAACAAACUACUAAUACUAAUACUACUACUUCUGCUAUUACAAUUACUACUGUCAAACCGAAACGAACUGCUCAAACAGAAAAAAUAUCAGAACAAAAAUCAUCUAAUCAAUUAAAGCCAAUGUUGAAAAAAACUAUUGUAUACAAACAAGCACCAUCAUUAAAUUCAUCAGAUGAAUAUUAUGAUGAUGAAAUUACAGAAACUACAUGGGUUAUUAAAUUAGGUGAUAAAAAUGUAACCGAUAAAGAUAUGCUUGAUUUUAUUAAUAGUCAAAUUAAUGGUGGAACAUUGUUACAAAAUAAUUCAACAAAACUCAAUACUACCUCCUCAGAUAAGAAUAAUAGAGAAACUGAAACAUCAUGGUUUUCAGUACCUGAAACAAAAAAUAUGAAUGAAAAAUGGAUUUCUCAAUUCCUUGAUAAUGAUAAUGAUAUAGAUAUAUCAGGAAAAAAUGGAUAUGGAAUUGCCCCAAGCAAUACAACACGUCAAUUAGUAUCUAAAAGUUUUUGGAUUUCUGAUGAUUUUGAAAAAGAAUUAAAAGAAAUGGACUUUUUAGGAAUGUUACGUAAUUCAACUGAAUUAAAUGAUAUUAUCAAUAAAAAAUUGGAUUUCUCUUCAUCAUUUAGCCUCAAUGACAAUUCAACUACAAAUAAUCAAAUAAAUUUAGAACUUUCAAUCAAUAAGUUACUCUUGGUAACAUUAUGUCUACAAAUCAUCCCAUAUGAAUGUCAAAUUAAUGUUGUUACUAAAGAAGUUGGUAACAAUGCUUUACCCAAUGAAUCAACAAAUACGUCAUCAAUUUCUAAUCCCGUGAAAUCAGUUUCACUUCAUUUUUGUCGUUCAGCAAGAGGGAUUAAUCAGUCUGAUCCGAACUCUGUACCUAAGAACACAAGUGAUGCUAGAUGUAAUAUUCCAAUUGGACAUUUAACUCCAAAAGGUCAUGAGCUUAAGUCUAUAUCCAUUAAUUUUGACGCUAAAUGUUUACCGAAACCAAAUCCAUUAUUGCAAGGUGAAAAUGUCAUCAAAGUUGUCGGACAUUCACCACAAUCAAAUGUAAUCAAUAUGAGGAAUGAAACAAAAUAUCAUUCAGCAGACAUUGCACAUAUAAAAUAUGAUCAACCUGUCAAUAUACAAGCAGUUCAUAUUCUUAUUAUAUGUGUAUUUUAUAUAAUUCUUUUCAAAUUUGUUAAUUUGAUACACUUUGUUUUACUGAAUAAUAUAAAAGGAGAAAGUGAAAACAAUGGUAACAUGAAUGUGAGAAUGAUUACACGACGUAUUAGACGUGUUUUGGGAAAAAUACAUUCAGAUAAAGCAUCUCCAGCAGAAGCUGAUAAUAAAAGAACUGUAGUGAAUAUAAAACAAAAAGACAUUACGACAGUUGACAAUGGUGAUACAUUAAAAGAUUGGAAAACUUUAAUUCGUAGAAAGAAAGAUGAUUUGAAACGUGUAUUGAUAAAACGGGUUAAAGCGAAAAAGCGAGAUGUUAAUGAACAUAAUGAAUCUUCAAAAUCUAAAGAGAGAUUUAUUGUACAAAAAAUUAGACGUCAUGUACAGAAAGAAGCAGAAGCAGCAAAGAAUCGUAUUCUUAUUAGUGAGUUGUCAUUAUUAUUUCCGUUUUUAGAAAAAAAAUAUAUAAACUUAAUCAUAUGA